Molecule: messenger RNA, 2840 nt
Organism: Alosa sapidissima (American shad)
Lineage: Eukaryota; Metazoa; Chordata; Actinopteri; Clupeiformes; Clupeidae
Product: endonuclease domain-containing 1 protein
Exons: 2
Coding region: 508-1398 (296 amino acids)
Molecular function (GO): hydrolase activity; nucleic acid binding; metal ion binding
Source: RefSeq, a predicted model, not a curated record
CAUAGAGCGGUCUAAGUCACCGGCAUGGGGCUGGGGCAUCUGUUUUAUGGUUAUACUUUAUUUGCAGUUUAUUUAUUUGUUCUACAAUUCCAGACCAACCUGCACAGAAAAUGCAGACCAUUGCUUGUAUUGUUGCAUAUGCUACCAGGAGAUAACAUUAAAGUGCAAAAUUAGAGAGCAAUCUCAAAACUGUCGUCCUUGUCCUGCUUAUGAAAAGUUUAUAACAAACUCCUCCCAGAACCACUGUGGCACAUCGACCUUAGGCCAUACACAGUGCUGCUAAUCUGCACACUGCACAUUGCCUCUCUCUAGUCUCAUUUGCCUUUUGGCUGGCUGAAGAGGAUACAUCUGCAUGGAGGUUUUUAUUGGCCUUCCAUUGUCUCAGUAUCUCUCAUCUUUGCCUAGCUGGUCCUGCUGCCAGUCGGCUGUCUUCACUGUGGGUCUUCCUCCGUCACGUCCCCUGAUGGUAGCCCCCUCCACAGACCUGGUUCCUUCCUCCGCCUCCACAUGCCUCUCUGGUGGCUCUCGCUUCUGGCUCUGCACCUGUCUGUAGGUGUGCGUCUGGCAGGGGCGGCGGUGUCGGACAGCUUCAAAGAGUGCAGCCAGUUCUUUUACAUGCGCACGGCACCCACGGGCAUCCGAGGAGGUAGCCUACGAAGGAUAUGCCAGCGCUACGAUGACAAGCCGCGGUACGCCACCCUAUACGACGCCAGACAUCGCUUGGCCGUCUUCUCGGCGUACACAUUCAAGAAGACGGACGGCAGGAGUCGCAUGGACACGCCAUGGAUGUAUGAACCACAGUUAGCUUCUGCAAACGAGAACGGAAACAUGCGGACGCUGGCCCUUAGUGACGACGCCGACCCGCUCAUUGAGGAGAGCCAGGCGCUGCUGACCGACUACACCGACGCCGUGGAGUACGAGCGCGGCCCGCUCAACCCUGACCAGCACCAGUCCAGCAGCCCCGACAAGGCCUCCACCUACACGCUCACCAACGUGGUGCCGCUGAUCGUCGACUUCCUGGAGGGGCCCUGGACCACCUACACGCAUGUGGUCCGCCGCCGCCUCAACAACUUCUGCCUCGGACCCGCCUACGUGGUCACUGGGGUGACCGUCUCCGGGCUCAGCAUCCACAGGGGGAAAGAGACCCGGUUGGCCGUCCCGAAUCAGGUGUGGUCGGCGUACUGCUGCCCGCGGUACGACCGCAACGCCCCGUACGAGGUGCGCUUCAUGUUCCCCACCUACGCGGCGUAUGGACUCAACCAGGGUGGACAGGCCGUGCUGGAGGUGCCACUGAAGACUCUGGAGAGCCUCCUGAAGAACCACAUGGGCAUGGAAUCUGACCUGGCGCUCUUCCACAGAGACUGCGUGUCAGAGAACACAGCCAAGAAGAAGAAAUAGUGUUUGUGUGUGUGAGUGAGAGUGAGAGACAGAGAAAGAGGGGGAGAGAGAGAAAUCUGAACUUUGAGCCACUUGAACAAUGUGGAUUUUAAUUGUCUUUGCAACACUAUUCUAUUGCGUUUUAAAACUAUGGCAUGGCCAUCUCACCUACAUCCAUUUAUACAAUUUCUGAGACUAUUUUCUUCAUAAUGUACCCAGUUGUAUCAUUGUUUUAACCUCACAAGUAUACAAAUGAAAAAUUAUUAUGUGGUUCUACGAGGGAAGACAUCUCUGAUAGUAAGUAAAUGGAAUGACGUUAUGCACAGUUAGAAUGUGUGAGCAGAAUUUGCAUAUCUAUCUAGAGCUGCAAGUCCUGAGCAAUUCCAGCACUGUCAAUGGACUUCUGUUCUUCACUUCAGUAAGUUGACUGGCUGGAAAUGUUUAUGGGUCUGUGUCCAUAGUGUUUAUGUUGAUUGUAGUCCUCACAUUUAAAUGUACAACCUCCUUUAAAGGUGCAGUGGGUAUUUUUCUUGUCAAGACACUGAAAACAUUUCCUGGAUUGACUAUGAUGUGAAUAAGAGAAACAAUGCAACACUGCUCACUUAAUGGACCAACCGGUUUAAUGAGCUGAUGUUUCGGUCAGUCAGACCUUCAUCAGAAAACAUCAAAGAUUUUCUCCUAGGGGGGGGGGUCACAUUAGCCAGCGGCAAGCGGCAGGUUUCAUAUUGUUCUCUAUGGUUCAGUAGCGGAACGGUGGCAACGCUGGCGUAACGCUAGCGUUGAGCAAUCUGAGCGUUGAACUUGGUUAAACUUUCAAAGUGCAACGCGAGCGCAUUCAAUUGACAAACCGUUUGUGUUGCUUAGGAACGAGAUCAAACUUAUUAUGGUCUGAGUGUUGUGUUACAUUUGCUGCUGCCGCUGGCUGAUCCCCGCCUUAUUCAUAUUAAACUGUACUUUGUGAUAUAGCUGCACCUGUGGUAUUACAGAAGGUGUACAGUCUCCUCUCUGUUCUUUGUGGACUUACGAUGACAACAUAAUAAGAUAAUAAUAAUCAGAUAAACAGUGUUUCCCAGUAUCACUAUGUAAUGUUACAUUUUUUAUGUCUGUUUACACGUCGAGGCCUUAUAAAUUGUGAACAAGUACAUGAAAACACAAAGGAUUGAAAAGUUCCAGGAACAAAUGUGAACAAUUACCCUUUUGGGUAAUUGGGAAAUUUUUUAGCAUUUAAAACCAACUUUGAGGUCAAAGAGCACAUUUCUAUUAUGUAGAAGCUGAAAUAGGUCAUAAACAUUUUUUCUCAAUCCUGCAGUCUCCAAUUCCCAUGGAAGGGCACAGGGGUGUUUCUUGUACAACACUUAUUCAACUGUCCUCCCUUUCUUCACUUACAUAAAUAUCUUUCCAUUGAUAUGAUGCGUCUUUUGAUAUUAUGUUUGAUCAAUCUUAUAGACACCAUGUACAUUACA